AUGGGGCGCCGAGGACCCCGUAAGCCGCCGAGCUGUUCCUUAGGUGGCCCUCGGGGUGUUUUGGGGUGGGGGGGCGUCUCUGUGGGGUCUCUGUGGGGUGUUGGGGGUCACUUAUGGGGUGCCGGGGGGGUGCCGGAGCCUUCCUUGGGGGGGGGACGCCCCCUCCUGACCCCCAUCUCCCCCCAGAUCCUGCUGCCCCUCAUCAACCAGUACUUCCACAACCACUGUCUCUACUUCCUCUCCACCCCCGCCAAGGUGCUGGGCAGCGGGGGGCACGCGUCCAACAAGGAGAAGGAGAUGAUCACCAGCCUCUUCUGCAAACUGGCCGCGCUCGUCCGUCACCGCGUCUCGCUCUUCGGGACCGACGCGCCGGCCGUGGUCAACUGCCUGCACAUCCUGGCCCGCUCGCUGGACGCCAGGACGGUGAUGAAGUCGGGCCCCGAGAUCGUCAAGGCGGGGCUGCGCUCCUUCUUCGAGAGCGCCUCCGAGGACAUCGAGAAGAUGGUGGAGAACCUCAAGCUGGGGAAGGUGACCCAGAGCCGCACCCAGGUGAAGGGGGUGGCCCAGAACAUCAACUACACCACGGUGGCCCUCCUGCCCGUCCUCACCUCCCUCUUCGAGCACGUGGCGCAGCAUCAGUUCGGGGACGACGUCAUCCUCGACGACGUCCAGGUCUCCUGCUACCGCAUCCUGUGCAGCAUCUACUCGCUGGGCACCACCAGGAACCCCUACGUGGAGAGGCAGCGCCCGGCGCUGGGGGAGUGCCUGGCCCGCCUGGCGGCCGCCAUGCCCGUGGCCUUCCUGGAGCCCCACCUCAACGAGUUCAACCCCUGCUCCGUCUACAGCACCAAGUCCCCCCGCGAACGCGCCAUCCUGGGGCUGCCCGGCCGGGUGGAGGAGAUGUGCCCGGACAUCCCCGACCUGGAGCGGCUGAUGCGGGACAUCGGGGGGCUGGCGGAGUCGGGGGCCCGUUACACGGAGAUGCCCCACGUCAUCGAGGUCACCCUCCCCAUGCUCUGCAACUACCUGCCCCGCUGGUGGGAGCGGGGCCCCGACACCCAGCCCCAGGGACCCUGGCCCACGGCCGUCACCGGCCAGCACCUCAACGCCCUCCUGGGCAACAUCCUCCGCAUCGUGGUCAACAACCUGGGCAUCGACGAGGCCUCCUGGAUGAAGCGCCUGGCAGUCUUCGCCCAGCCCAUCGUCAGCAAGGCCAAGCCGGAGCUGCUGCGCUCCCACUUCAUCCCCACCAUGGAGAAGCUGAAGAAACGGGCGGGCAAAGUGGUGGCCGAGGAGGAGCAGCUCCGCAUGGAGGCCAAGGCGGAGGGGGAGGAGGCCGAGCUGCUCAUCCGCGACGAGUUUUCCGUCCUCUGCCGCGACCUCUACGCCCUCUACCCCCUGCUCAUCCGCUACGUGGACAACAGCCGGGCCAAGUGGCUGACGGAGCCCAACGAGGACGCGGAGGAGCUGUUCCGCAUGGUCGGGGAGGUCUUCAUCUACUGGUCCAAGUCCCACAACUUCAAGCGUGAGGAGCAGAACUUCGUGGUGCAGAACGAGAUCAACAACAUGUCCUUCCUCACGGCCGACAGCAAGAGCAAGAUGGCCAAGUCCGGAGACGGCCAGGGGGGCGGCUCGGAGCAGGAGCGGACGAAGAAGAAGCGGCGCGGGGACCGCUACUCCGUCCACACCUCCCUCAUCGUCGCCACCCUGAAGAAGAUGCUGCCCAUCGGCCUCAACAUGUGCUCGCCCACCGACCAGGAGCUCAUCAGCCUGGCCAAGGGCCGCUACGCCCUGAAGGACACGGAUGAGGAGGUGCGGGAGUUCCUCAACAACAACCUGCACCUGCAGGGCAAGUGCGAGAACAACUCGUCCAUGCGGUGGCAGAUGGCCCUGUACCGGGAGAUGGCCGGCAAAGCCGAGGACUCCGACAGCCCCGAGAAGAUUGUCCGGAGGGUGCAGGAGGUCUCGGCCGUGCUCUACCACCUCGAGCAGACGGAGCACCCCUACAAGUCGAAGAAGGCCGUCUGGCACAAGCUGCUCUCCAAGCAGCGCCGCCGCGCCGUCGUCGCCUGCUUCCGCAUGACCCCCCUCUACAACCUGCCCAGGCACCGGGCCUGUAACAUGUUCCUGGAGGCGUACAAGCUCUCCUGGCUGCUGACGGAGGAGCAUCCCUUCGAGGAUCGCAUGAUCGACGACCUCUCGAAAUCGGGGGAGGAAGAGGAGGAGGAGGAAGAGGAGCGGGAGAAGAAGCCGGACCCCCUGCACCAGCUCAUCCUGCACUUCAGCCGCACGGCGCUGACGGAGAAAAGUAAGUUGGAGAAGGAUCAUUUGUACAUGGCGUACGCCGGCAUCAUGGCCAAGAGCUGCCACACGGAGGAAGGCGACGAGGAGGAGGAGGAGAAGGAGGAGGAGAAGGAGGAGGAAGAAGCCGAGGAUUCCUUUGAGGAGAAGGAGAUGGAGAAGCAGAAGCUGCUCUACCAACAGGCCCGGCUGCACACGCGGGGGGCGGCCGAGAUGGUGCUGCAGAUGAUCAGCGCCUGCAAGGGGGAGCGGGGCGCCAUGGUGUCCUCCACCCUCAAGUUGGGCAUCUCCAUCCUCAACGGGGGCAACGCCCAGGUGCAGCAGAAGAUGCUGGAUUACCUGAAGGAGAAGCGGGAGGUCGGGUUCUUCCAGAGCGUCCAGGCCCUCAUGCAGACCUGCAGCGUGCUGGACCUGAACGCCUUCGAGCGGCAGAACAAGGCGGAGGGACUGGGGAUGGUGACGGAGGAGGGGACCAUCAUCAGCCGUGAGAACGGGGAGAAGGUGAUGUCGGACGACGAGUUCACGCAGGAUCUGUUCCGGCUGCUGCAGCUGCUGUGCGAGGGGCACAACAACGAUUUCCAGAACUACCUGCGCACCCAGACGGGGAACACCACCACCAUCAACAUCAUCAUCUGCACCGUGGACUACCUGCUGCGCCUGCAGGAGUCCAUCAGCGACUUCUACUGGUACUACUCGGGGAAGGACGUCAUCGACGAGCAGGGGAAGCGCAACUUCUCCAAGGCCAUGGCCGUGGCCAAGCAGGUCUUCAACAGCCUCACCGAGUACAUCCAGGGUCCCUGCACGGGCAACCAGCAGAGCCUGGCCCAUAGCCGCCUCUGGGACGCCGUCGUGGGCUUCCUCCACGUCUUCGCCCACAUGAUGAAGAAACUGGCCCAGGACUCCAGCCAGAUCGGGCUGCUGAAGGAGCUGCUGGACCUGCAGAAGGACAUGGUGGUGAUGCUGCUCUCCCUGCUGGAAGGCAACGUGGUGAACGGGACCAUCGCCCGGCAGAUGGUGGACAUGCUGGUGGAGUCCUCCAGCAACGUCACCAUGAUCCUCAAGUUCUUCGACAUGUUCCUGAAGCUGCGGGACAUCGUGUCCUCGGACGCCUUCCGCGACUACGUCUCGGACCCGCGAGGUCUCAUCUCCAAGAAGGACUUCCAGAAGGCGAUGGACAGCCAGAAGCAAUACGAACCCGCCGAGAUCCAGUUCCUCCUCUCCUGCUCCGAGGCGGACGAGAACGAGAUGAUCGACGUGGAAGCCUUCGCCGGCCGCUUCCAAGAGCCCGCCCGCGACAUCGGUUUCAACGUGGCCGUGCUCCUCACCAACCUCUCGGAGCACGUGCCCCACGACCAACGCCUGCGCACCUUCUUGGAGCAGGCGGCCAGCAUCUUGGAGUACUUCCGCCCGUUCCUGGGGCGGAUCGAGAUCAUGGGGGCGGCUCGGAGGAUCGAGCGCCUCUACUUCGAGAUCAGCGCCGCCAACAAGGCGCAGUGGGAGAUGCCGCAGGUGAAGGAGUCCAAGCGCCAGUUCAUCUUCGACGUGGUCAACGAAGGGGGGGAGGCCGAGAAGAUGGAGCUCUUCGUCAACUUCUGCGAGGACACCAUCUUCGAGAUGCAGAUCGCCUCCCGCCUCUCCGAGGAGGAACCCCCCCGCGAAGGAGAGGAGGACGAGGAGCAGGAGGAAGAAGAGGAAACCCCCGACCCCGCCGGCCCCCCGCCCCCCGCCGAACCCGCCUCGGCUUUCGGGGAGCUGCUGGCGGGGGCCGGGGGGUUGCGGCGUUUCUUGGGCUCCCCUCAAAUGUGGCGGCGCCGGUUGCGGCGGUUGCGCCGGCGGCCCGCCCGGGAGCUGGCUUGGGCGGCGGGGGCGGCCGCCGGCCGGGCCGCGCUGGGGGCGGUUCUGGGGGGCUGGGGGGUGCUGGGGGCCGUGGGGCAACUGGCCUGGACCUCACUUUUCGGCGGGGGGCUAGUGGAAGGGGCGCAGCGGCUGGCCCUGGCCGAGCUCUUGGCCAGCAUGCCCGACCCCACUCAGGACGCCGUGGGGGGCGGCGAGGCCGGGGGGGAGGCGGGGGGUGAGGAAGGGGGUCCCGAAGACCCCGUCCCCCCGCCCGCCCCCCACUCGCCACAGCCCCCCGAGGAGGAGGAGGAGGAGGAGGAGGCGGCCAGGGGAGAGACGACGGCGGCGGCGGCGGCGGCGCCGGUGGCGGGUUUCGGGGUGCGGAAGGAGCCCGGGCACUAUCGGCUGGCGGCCCCCGACGCUCCGGGGGGGCUGGGGGACAUCGGGGAGCCCCCCGCCGCCGAGCCCCCCACCCCCGAGGGCACCCCCAUCCUCCGCAGGAAGAUUGGGGAGGCCGGGGAGGAGGUGGGGGAGGAGGAGGAGGCGCGGAAGGAAGAGGAGCCGGCGGGAGAGACGGAAAAAGCCGACACGGAGAACGGGGAGAAGGCCGGGGCCGAGGGGGCCGAGGGGGGGCCGGAGCCCGUGGCCCCCCAGAAGAGGCGGAAAUCGGUGCCCCGGGAGCGCAAGGAGCCGCCGGCCGAGGGAGCCUUCGAGUUCUGGGCCGAGCUGGAGGUCCAGAGGGUCAAAUUCCUGAACUACCUGUCCAGGAACUUCUACAACCUGCGGUUCCUGGCGCUCUUCCUCGCCUUCGCCAUCAACUUCAUCCUCCUCUUCUACAAGGUGUCGGAGCACCCCCCCGGCGCGGAGGAGGCGGCGGAGGGCUCGGGGCUGGGGGCGGCGGCGGCCGAAGGCUCCGGGGGGGUGGCGGGGGGGGGUGAGGAAGAGGAGGAGGAGGAGAGCGUGGUCUAUUACUUCCUGGAGGAGAGCACGGGCUACAUGCAGCCGGCGCUGCAGGGGCUGGCCCUGGCCCACACCCUCGUCGCCUUCCUCUGCAUCAUCGGCUACAACUGCCUCAAGAUCCCGCUGGUGAUCUUCAAGCGGGAGAAGGAGGUCGCUCGGCGCCUGGAGUUCUCGGGGCUCUACAUCACGGAGCAGCCGCCCGACGACGACGUCAAGGGCCAGUGGGACCGGCUGGUGCUCAACGCCCAGUCCUUCCCCAGCAACUACUGGGACAAAUUCGUCAAGAGGAAGGUGAGGGGG
Chroicocephalus ridibundus (black-headed gull) is the source of this 5397-nucleotide messenger RNA. Its product is annotated as ryanodine receptor 1-like. The annotation marks the transcript as partial. The transcript is spliced from 36 exons. Gene Ontology annotation, biological process: release of sequestered calcium ion into cytosol by sarcoplasmic reticulum; striated muscle contraction; intracellular calcium ion homeostasis. Gene Ontology annotation, cellular component: calcium channel complex; sarcoplasmic reticulum membrane; sarcolemma. Lineage: Eukaryota; Metazoa; Chordata; Aves; Charadriiformes; Laridae. The record is from RefSeq and is a predicted model, not a curated record. Gene Ontology annotation, molecular function: ryanodine-sensitive calcium-release channel activity.